Betta splendens (Siamese fighting fish) is the source of this 984-nucleotide messenger RNA. RefSeq names its product trace amine-associated receptor 13c-like. NCBI's taxonomy places the organism in Eukaryota, Metazoa, Chordata, Actinopteri, Anabantiformes, Osphronemidae. The transcript has a single exon. Gene Ontology annotation, biological process: G protein-coupled receptor signaling pathway. The record is from RefSeq and is a predicted model, not a curated record. Gene Ontology annotation, molecular function: trace-amine receptor activity. The coding region runs from base 1 to 984 and encodes 327 amino acids. Gene Ontology annotation, cellular component: membrane.
AUGGACAACACCAGCUCCUCGCUCUGCUUCCCCAACCUCAACUCCUCCUGCAGACGCCUGCUACGACCACAGUCUGAGACCACUCUGCUCUACACGCUGCUCGUCUUCUUCUCUCUGCUGACCGUGGCUCUCAAUUCACUCGUCGUCUUCUCCAUCUCCUACUUCCGGCAGCUUCACACUCCGACCAACAACCUGCUGCUGUCUCUGGCUGUGUGUGACCUGCUAGUGGGGCUGCUGGUGAUGCCUGUUGAAGGCCUGCGCUACAUAGAGACAUGCUGGCUGCUGGGGAGGCUCAUGUGUGCUCUGAGUUCUUAUCUGUUUUACUGCCUGGUGUCGACCUCCUUGGGCCACAUGGUGCUCAUAUCCAUCGUUCGCUACCUGACUAUCUGUGAUCCCCUGCAUAACUACUCAAGGAUCACCGUCACUAAUAUCAACAUCUUUAUCUUUGUCUGCUGGGCCUCUUCACUUCUAUACAACGGCUUAAUUCUAAUGGAGCACAUGGGGAACCCUGACAGAUUCAGCUCCUGUCAUGGGGAGUGUGUGGUGGUCGUCAGCUACAUCCCGGGAACCAUUGACCUCUUUGUCACUUUUGUGGCACCCUGUACUGUCAUGGCUGUGCUGUACAUGAGGGUGUUUGUAGUUGCCAUUUAUCAAGCACGCGUAAUUCAGUCACAGACUGCUGCCACCAACGUCAGAGCAGCUCCAACAGCUAAGAGUUCACAGAGGAAGGCAGCCAGGACUCUGGGGAUUCUGAUAGUUGUGUUUCUAAUGUGUUUCUGUCCAUAUUAUUACCCCACAUUUGCAGGUGAAUACACCUCCAGUAACUUGUCCUACUAUUCUAUACUCACUUGGAUUGAGUUGAUUAACUCUUGCUUAAAUCCCCUCAUUUAUGCCCUGUUUUACCCCUGGUUCAGAAAAGCUAUUAAGCUCAUCUUUACACUGAGAAUGUUGCAGGAUAACUACAGGAAGGUCGUCAUCAUAUGA